Molecule: messenger RNA, 2382 nt
Organism: Mycosarcoma maydis (corn smut)
Lineage: Eukaryota; Fungi; Basidiomycota; Ustilaginomycetes; Ustilaginales
Exons: 1
Coding region: 1-2382 (793 amino acids)
Biological process (GO): xenobiotic detoxification by transmembrane export across the plasma membrane
Cellular component (GO): membrane
Molecular function (GO): xenobiotic transmembrane transporter activity; antiporter activity
Source: RefSeq, a predicted model, not a curated record
AUGAGCUUCACUCCGCGCUACGGAUCUUCCGUGACGAGAGAUUAUACGUUACUACAAGGUCACCCAAGCUCUUAUCAGCAUUUCGGCGCACUCGAAUCGAGUCAGCCUCGCCAUCCACACAGUACGCUCACAACACGAGCGUCCGACGAAGAUGAUGGCCACAGCGCACAUCGGGAUCGAGAUCACGACCGCGACGACAAUCAUGCUAUAGCUUCGGCAUCGGCCUCUUCCAUCCAUACCGAUGACUCCACCCACAACGAUCUCAGCAGUAUUUCGCUGCCUCCCCAUCAAAUUGCUGUUUCUACUUCGCCCGCUUUUGGCCGUACCAAUCGAUUAGCAACCGCUCCCGUUGUAUCACCCCGCAACCGCCGUCCCAGUGUCAAUGCGUAUUCACAAGUGGUCGGCAUCCCGUCCGAAUAUCUGCUCGGAGGUACUACUGCCGCUCCAUUGACACAUCAUCCUACAGGAGCCUCCAACAUCACACUUGGUGCAUCCGCCGUGUCCACAUUAGCUCCCCCCCAAAAGCCAACCAGAAGAUCCCAGGAAGACCAAGGGGCGGAUGCCACAGAGACGACUGCGCUGCUGGGCGGUCGCCCUCUAGCACAACCUGAUACCAAUAGCUCUUACAGAGCUGGUACGGCUGCAGCAUCGUACGGCGGCGUGCGUCGCUCGUCGGUCGAUUGUGCCAGUAUCGUUAGCGGAGGAGCUGGCGCUUCAGGCUUUAGUGGAUGGGCCGCUGCCAAUCUGAUUCGAGAAGCUCCUCUUCCCGGCGUCGAGCAGAUCGAAUCGAUUGCACGCGAGCCACACGACCAUAUCGCGUGGAGGGAGGCUAGGGUACUAAUUGGCUACACGAUCCCCAUCUUUGCCACUCACUUGCUGGAACUUUCAUUAUCGGUUGCCUCGGUGUUUUCGCUUGGCCAUCUCGGCACGGUCGAGCUGGCUGCUGCUUCGCUCUCCAGCAUGACUGCCAACGUCUCGGGUUUCAGUGUACUCUCCGGCUUCAUCUCAGCACUGGAUACGCUCCUUCCUUCAGCAUAUACCCAGCAGCCCAAGUCGGUCGGGCUGUGGACGCAGCGCAUGGGCGUCAUUCUCACAGCUAUCCUGCCGCUCAUCCUUGCUGUCUGGCUCAAUGCCGAAGCCAUCCUGGUUAGAAUCGGCCAAGAUCCUGAAGUGGCCUAUCUCGCAGGCCGCUACCUCUCUGUGCUGGCUUACGGUUUGCCCGGUUACGCUCUCUUUGAGGUCUGCCGAAGGUAUCUCCAGGCACAAGGUCUCAUGCAUGCUCCCACCAUCGUCCUCAUGUUUGUCUCGCCGCUCAACGCCAUCGCCAACUAUCUGCUUGUCUGGGGACCCGAAUCGAUUCGGAUUGGCUUCAUCGGUGCUCCGCUCGCAUCGGCGCUGUCCAUGUGGCUUAUGGCUAUUCUUUGCUUCUUACAGUGUGUAGUCGCUCCCCGUGACGCAUGGGAUGGCUUCACCACCGCUGCUUUCAAGUGGGACGGCAUCAAGCCCGUGCUUUUGCUCGGAUUUGCUGGCAUGGUCAGCCUUGCCGCCGAGUGGUGGGCCUGGGAGAUUGUCGGUCUGGUUACUAGCCAGCUCGGUGUUAUUGCACUCGCUGCCCAGUCGGUGCUGCUCGUCAGCUCUUCCGUCACGUAUCAGCUCCCUUUCGGUGCAUCAGUAGCCACAGCCGUUCGUGUUGGCAACCUUCUCGGCGCCAAUAGACCCGAUGAGGCCAAAAUCUCGAGCCGAGUGAGUCUCAUCCUAUCGCUUGCCAUGGGUGGCUUGAAUUCCGCCCUGUUCCUCAUCUUCCGGAAGCAGUGGGGUUGGCUUUUCAGUUCCGACAUCGAGGUCAUCAAGCUCGUCGAACACAUUCUCCCUCUGCUCGCCUUCUUCCAGGUCGCCGACGGAAUCUGCGGCAUUGCGGGUGGAGUUUUGCGUGGAACCGGAAGGCAAGCUGCAGGUGCUGGCAUCAAUAUGAUUUCAUACUACGUCAUCGGUAUCCCCGUAGGCCUCGUGCUCACCUUCACCCGCAUCAAUCUAGGACUGGCGGGCCUCUGGUGGGGUUUGACAAUCGCGCUCUUGUUCGGCUCUGCCGGCAUGAUCUGGUUCAUCAGCAUCACCGAUUGGGACUGGGAGGUGAAAAAGGUGCAGUUGCGCAUGGCUGUCGACGAUCCUUCAGACUCCUCGCAUUCUGCUAGAGCUGCUCCAUCGGCGCAUGGGGCCAUCAAGUCGGACAUUGAGGCACUGACGGGGCCUCGACUUGCUCAAACGUCUUCUACCGUCGACGCAAUCAACAGUCGAGACCCGGCUCUCAGCCCUCACUGCUUGCGCCCAUCUUCUCUAGCAGGCUCGGCCAUCGAAGAGGAAGAAGGCCAAGUGUCAAUCUGA